AUGAUACUGCAUGUAUGGCUUUGUCCAGAAAGGGCCCACAAGGCGCGUACCAACGCGCGACAAUUUACACAAUAUGUUGCUGCAGAACGAGGCAGCCACUAUUCGACUACGGUAGCAUCACCAUCGUCAGAGCCGCUGUGGCUCAAGACUUUGCGCGGCAGGAUCUCUCGCGCCGUGUUGAGUCACGGGUACCAGAACGCCGGACCUUAUAUACGACGGAUAGUUGAAGAUGCCGAAAAUUCAACAAACCUACUUCUUCGAGUGAAAGGAACUUCCUCUAUAGAAUUUGGGCCCAUGUUCAAAGCCAGACACAAAAAAGGUAUUUUCACAAUAAUUAUAAAUAGUAUAAGAAGACUUGUUGUUGCCCACGACUCCGUUUAUGUGACAAUUCGCUAUUUUUCACAAAUACCGUUGGAAAUAAAAAUACCAUUUUAUUUAAUAAGUAGCUUGAAAAUGUUCAAGUUCCAAUUAUCAGUUUAAGCCUAAACAGACUUACUUUCGAAUUUAUAA
Messenger RNA from Bicyclus anynana (squinting bush brown), 510 nucleotides. RefSeq lists its product as uncharacterized. The record is from RefSeq and is a predicted model, not a curated record. The transcript has 5 exons. Lineage: Eukaryota; Metazoa; Arthropoda; Insecta; Lepidoptera; Nymphalidae. Bases 1 to 480 code for a protein of 159 amino acids.